Centropristis striata (black sea bass) is the source of this 3994-nucleotide messenger RNA. Its product is annotated as Krueppel-like factor 6. The record is from RefSeq and is a predicted model, not a curated record. The transcript has 4 exons. Gene Ontology annotation, biological process: regulation of transcription by RNA polymerase II. The coding region runs from base 212 to 1072 and encodes 286 amino acids. Gene Ontology annotation, molecular function: DNA-binding transcription factor activity, RNA polymerase II-specific; RNA polymerase II cis-regulatory region sequence-specific DNA binding. NCBI's taxonomy places the organism in Eukaryota, Metazoa, Chordata, Actinopteri, Perciformes, Serranidae.
GGGGGAAGUUUACAGUGCGCUGACAGACUUUUGGAGAGUUCAGUGUUGUGCGCUCUCGGUGCGUCACACGCUCAAAACCUCCACUGGAAGCGCACGACUCCAGACUAUCAUACAUGCAAAUACAGCCGAGACGUCUCUCCGAACACAACAAGCUUCGUCUCCACUGCAAGCUUGAAUUCGCUUCUACUUGUGGCUGCAUCUCAGGAGUGAAAUGGAUGUCAUCCCCAUGUGUAGCAUCUUCCAGGAGCUCCAGAUUGUGCACGACACCGGAUACUUUUCAGCUUUACCAUCUCUGGAAGAGUACUGGCAGCAGACAUGCCUCGAGCUGGAGCGGUACCUCCAGAGCGAACCCUACGUCUCAGCCACGGACAUCAAAUUUGAGAACCAGGAGGACCUGUGGAGCAAGCUGAUGCUGGCCUGCGGGGACAAGUCAAACGAGUCAGACCCAAAGAUCCCCCACAUCAAGGAGGAGGAAGACAAUCAGGACAUCCAGCACCUCGACGCCGGCGGCUUCAACUCUGACGCCAGCAGUGAGGCCUCGGACAGCUCCGAGGAGCUCUCCCCCACCCUCGACUUCUCCUCCGGCUCUUUGACUGACAUUCUGGGAGACGGUGGCGAAGACCUGGGCUCCACCAUCAUCAGCACGCCGCCGUCCUCGCCCGAGCUCGGCAAGGAGGGCUCUGUCGCUCAGGUGUGGAGCGGGAUACAGACUGUGCUGCACUCGCCUGGGAAAAUAAGGACUGGGAGCAUAGAGAGGACCGUAGAGAGGUCGGGGCUGACCAGUGGGGAGGCGUCACCUGACGGCAGGAGGCGAGUGCACAGGUGUCACUUCAACGGAUGCAGGAAGGUGUACACCAAGAGCUCGCACCUCAAAGCACACCAGCGCACGCACACAGGGGAGAAGCCCUACAGGUGUUCAUGGGAGGGCUGCGAGUGGCGCUUUGCACGAAGCGAUGAACUCACCAGACACUUCAGGAAGCACACUGGAGCGAAGCCAUUCAAAUGCAGUCACUGCGACAGGUGUUUCUCCCGUUCUGACCACCUGGCGCUGCACAUGAAGAGGCACAUCUAAGAUGGCCUCCGUGUCGAGAUCUCUGAGGGAUGAUUCUGGUUGAUUGUCCUGACCUGUGGGGGGAUCAGCGAGGCCGGUGUGUCCUGGGAGCGUUAACAGGGGCACCGCCGUGUUCCAGUCAGUGGAAAAACAUGAAGCAACGCAGGCUAUUAUUUGCACCAUACUUAGUGCCUCCAACACCUCGCUGUGGAGAUUGCUCUUGAAAGGCUUUUACGGAGGAGCGGGGGGAGGGGCGGGGAGAGAAUUUAAAAAUGUUUAAGAAACUGGAAAAAUCUGGACUGGAGAAGAUGGGAAGAGACUCUUCUGUAUGGUGUUCAACGCUUUUUUCCUGGAGGAUUAUGGGACUCCUGCGGGGGUGCCGUUCCUCCAAUGACAGUGUGUUUGCCUGUACGCAUGGGGACUGUGAGUGCCUGCGACUGGAUGCCUGUGCUGGCUUUAUGGAGCGGAUGGAUGGAGCUUGCAUUGUGGAACUGCGAGUGAAUGACUUGGAGGGGGUGAUGUGAUGCGAGGGAGGCUUUUGGGGGGAUAUCUGUGGUCUCACUGAGAAUGAAUGCAAGCAACAACAAAAAAAAGGUUCUGUCUGUGCUGUUUGAGUCUAUUGGCUGUGGAGGGGAGUCGGGGCUUGUUUUGUGGAGCUGGUUUGCUAGAGAGCGCCCCCUUUCUGCCCGGAGUUGGAACUACAGCUCCCUAUUCACACACGGGAGGUCGUUUUGUUUAGUGCAGCUAUUAAAUGUGCAAUGUAUUACGUAGCCUGUCUCAAAAACAUACACGCUAUAAAGCUCAUUUUGUUGUCCAUUGUGUAAGCUCUGUAUCUUAAAAAAACAAAAACAAAAAAAACAACGGUUGUACACAAACAGUUAUGCCAUUAUAACAGAAGUUGCAUGGGAUCUGGGGAUGUGUUGCUCACCUGUUUGCUUAUAGGACAACAAAAUUCCAUUCGAGAGCAGCUACCUUCAUAUUACUCAAUAUCAUAGUAUUGUACAAAACACAUAAGGCAGUCAUUCUGUUUUUUUAAUUUUCUUGAUAAGUUGGGGAUACCACUAUUGCUUAGCAACUGUCUUGAUCAUGGGAUUUCUGUUCUUUUUCUUCACUUUUGCUCUUCUCUUUUGUUCUAUCUGUAAAUGCACUGUUGACCUUACUGAUGCCUUAUGUAAGUGGCCUUGUCCUGUUAAAUAGAUCUCUCUCUCUCUCUUUCUCACACACACACACACACAGACCAAUCGGGGGUUGCGAAUGCACUAGUGCGUUAUUGAAUUGCUUUAUAAAGGCUCUGAUCCAUACAGUCGCACCUUUGCCCUUUUGUCUCACGACAGACUCCUCUAAACUCCUGAAUAAUAAUAAUAAUAUUAAUAAUAAACUAAAUAUCAGCUUCAUAAUGACUGCCAUUUUUACAUUUCUGUGCAUUCUUUGUUGAACAUAUCAUAAGUAUAUCUAAAAUCUCUAAAAUGACCCAGGUCUGAGACAGAAUCGUGGAGCACUUGAAAAAGCAACUCAGUUUUGUGAAGGUUUACUGCUAUGUAGUAUAAAGUGGCGUGGAUGCACUUCAGAUGGACUAUAACUUGCUGUCAAAGGUACAGAGUCGUGGAAAUAUGUUCUCAUGAAAUGUGGCAAUGCUUAGCCACCAAGGUUGUGACAAAUUCUGCAAAGAAAACAUUAACGCCAGGGCCAUUUAUGUCCGUCGAUGUGUCAGAAGCUUACAGCCCUUAAAGAAAAGGUUGUGUCCUUAAGAUUAGUGACAACAGUCUCUAUCAUGAGUCUGUUUUUGAUGUUGUCUGUCAUGAUGAUUCUCGCCCUCAGGGUGAGUCAGUAUCUUUACUCAGCGCUGGUUUAAACAACCCGUGAUCUGACUAAACGGUACAAAAACCAGUCUAACCAGUUUGGCUGAGCUGCAGGUCUAGAGGUUUCUGUCUGUGUCUGCAGGUGAACUGGGAUGAGACCAGGACCAGAUGUAUGUCUGUACCAACUUCACUAUAUGCAUGUUUUAACUUUAGUUACUGUACAUGACUUCAACUCACUCCUCUGUGGGUUGAUAAAAUUCUCUGAUCUUUAUCUGAACUUUAUUGAAAUCCCCCUCAGUUUCACAAUUUGGACAAACUCCAUCACCAUUUUCCCUAUUUCUAAAAAUAAAAAAACAUUCUGGAGCCAAGGUGUUUUUACUGGAUACAGUUUUGUUGGAAAGUAAGUGACAUAUGGAAGUAAAAAUAACUUAUCUGCUUUAUUGGCUGGUUUAAGUGGUCAUAAAACUCAAACUCACGGCUGUACAACAUUAAGAAAGUCCAUACACUGAGAAAUGUCUAAAAUGCAACAUAUGUACAUUGUAAACUAAGAGAAUUUUGUAAGGAAGCUUCUAUUUUGAAAGGGUAUGGGACCAAAAACAAGUGCAGUGUGUUGUUUCUAAAAAAAAAAAAAAGAAGAUGAACCAAUGAAGACAAGAGGCUGAAGAAUUAUUGUAAAAUAGACACACUCCAUUCUCCUUCAUCAGCUUCUGUAACAUCUUUGUUUUUGACUUGAUUGGAGAAAGUUAGAGCAAACGUGCGUUUAAAAAUGGCAUCAAUUGCGUAUACACCUGUGGCCUAUCAUCUUUCAAGAAAAAAACAAAACAAAAAAAACUUUUCAGACGUGAAUUGUUCUGGACACUUGAAUUGUCAUAAUUUUGCAUUCUGUUGCCCGCUAAGUAUUAUGUUUUUUGUUUUUUUAUUUGCUAUGUAAUUUCUUUCUCUCAACUUUUCAAAGACCCGCGAAGAUGCCCUAUCUUUAGCUAGAGAAUCUUUAUUGGAUAAACAUGGAGAUAAAAUAUGAGGCUCUAUUUUUGUUUGUUUUAUGGCAUAACAAGAUUUUUUCAUUUGAAAUUGUUUUGUAAAAUAGUUUCUGUAUGAAUGUAUUUUUUAUUGGAAAAUCGAUAAAAAGAAUUUAUUGGAUCUA